Molecule: messenger RNA, 3467 nt
Organism: Anopheles coustani
Lineage: Eukaryota; Metazoa; Arthropoda; Insecta; Diptera; Culicidae
Exons: 5
Coding region: 188-2203 (671 amino acids)
Cellular component (GO): nucleus; ribonucleoprotein complex; cytoplasm
Molecular function (GO): RNA binding; ATP binding; RNA helicase activity
Source: RefSeq, a predicted model, not a curated record
UGGCUCCGUUUAAGAAAAUCUAGAAAAAGUUGUGUCUCUGCUACUUCGUCAGGAAAUAAAUUCGGCUAACUAGCCAAGAAUCUGGUGUUUUAAUCUUGUUCUCAAACGUUACAGUUGAAGUUAAAGCCGUUAACACUUGCUGUACUAAACAGCUAGUUGAUUUACUUACUCUGGCAAGACAGCGACGAUGACUCGAAACGGAAGACGACGUAGUCGAAGUAGAAGCCCCAGAGGCCGGGGCGGUCCACCAGCUAGUCGCUAUGAGAUUGGCAAACUGCAAUCACUUCGCCCUGUGCAAUGGUCUCAAGUAAAGCUUGAAUCAAUCGUCCGGGAACCGUAUCGGUCGAAGGCGACCUAUCGUCGAACUGAACGCGAAGUUUCCGAAUGGCGCCGAUCGAAGGAAAUCACGACCAAGGGUCGCGAAAUUCCCGAUCCAAUUUUCACAUUCGAAGAGUCUGGCUUCCCAGCGGAAAUAAUCGACGAACUGCGGUACGCCGGGUUCACCUCUCCAACACCGAUUCAAGCCCAAGGAUGGCCGAUAGCUUUGACUGGUCGCGAUAUGGUCGGCAUAGCUAAGACGGGUUCUGGAAAAACCCUGUCCUAUUUGAUACCGGCCCUUAUUCAUAUCGAUCAACAGCCGCGUUUACGUCGAGGCGAUGGUCCGAUAGCACUCAUUCUUGCUCCUACGCGCGAGCUCGCCCAGCAGAUAAAACAAGUGGCGGACGAUUUCGGGCGCGCGUUGAAAUAUAAGAAUACCUGUCUUUUCGGCGGUGGCAAAAAGCGCAAGCAGCAGGAAGACCUAGAGUAUGGCGUGGAGAUUGUAAUUGCCACGCCCGGCCGACUGAUCGAUUUCCUAUCGGCCAAUCAAACUAACCUACGCCGCUGCUCGUAUCUGGUACUGGACGAGGCCGAUCGGAUGCUCGAUAUGGGCUUCGAGCCGCAAAUACGCACAAUCAUUGAGCAGAUUCGACCUGAUCGUCAAACUUUGAUGUGGUCAGCCACCUGGCCAGACGUGGUUGCCCGCCUGGUGAAGGACUAUCUGAAAGACUAUGCCCAGAUUAAUGUCGGGUCGCUGAAGCUUGCCGCCAACCACAACAUACUGCAGAUCAUAGAUGUGUGCCAGGAGUAUGAAAAAGAGUCCAAGUUGAGCAUCUUGCUGCGCGAAAUAAUGGCGGAGAAGGAGUGUAAAACUAUCAUUUUUAUUGAAACGAAGAAACGUGUGGAUGAUAUCACGCGAAAGGUGAAGCGUGAUGGAUGGCCUGCUCGCUGUAUCCAUGGUGACAAAUCGCAGAAUGAACGCGAUACUACAUUGAACUCAUUUCGUUCCGGAAGGACUCCAAUUUUAAUCGCAACCGAUGUCGCAGCGCGCGGAUUGGAUGUGGACGACGUAAAGUUUGUCAUCAACUUUGACUUCCCAACCACGUCGGAGGACUACAUCCAUCGGAUUGGGCGCACUGGUCGAUGUAACAACACCGGGACGGCGUACACAUUCUUCACUCCGAACAAUGCCGCCAAAGCGCGUGAUCUGAUCGAUGUGCUCAAGGAGGCCAAACAGGUGAUCAAUCCGAAGUUGGUCGAGUUGGCAAACAUGAAGGUGAAGAACAGAGGAAAUCGCCAUAUGAUCUCGCGUUAUCCGCGAGAACGAAGAGCAUCGCGUUCACGAUCCAGGUCGAAAUCGCGCUCACCAAUCGCCAGUCGUGGUCGGGCCGGUCGCUCCCGAUCACGAUCGCCACUUCGUCGCUCGUCGAUUGAUCGCCGUUCUCCAGCACGCCGCGAUACUAGGACGAGAGGAGGGUCCGUGGGUCGACGCAGUGGGUCGCGUGAUGCUCGACGCACCCGCAGUCCACGACGCAGUCGCAGCGAUAGCCGACGCCGGAUGUUACCCGUGACCCGGAAAGCUUCCCGUUCGCCACCACCGAGCCGCAGUCCGGUAGCGAGCCGUCGCAAUGGCCGGGAUCGCGAUCAGAGAAACGGUCGUUCGGUGAGCCGUGAUCGUGAGCGCGAUCGUGAGCGGGAGCGCGAACGAGAUCGGGAACAGCGUGAUCGUGAUCGUGAAAGGGAUCGUGAUCGUGAUCGUGAUCGGGACCGUGAUCGCCGUCGGCGCAGUCGUAGCCGCAGCCGCAGCCGAAGUCGUAGCGGUGGUCGUCGGUACGGGGCGGGUAGCAAUGGAAAUGGGCGGGCUUCUUCGUACGAUCGGUACUAGGCGGGAGUAACCCAGCUGCAAUCCAGUGAAACGACGGCAACAACGAAUCGCUUGACCAACAUUGCUUUGGAUGUCCUUGGUACAAAUUGAAGGGAAUGCGGAAACUGAAAGAAUUUACCUUUUAUAAACAACCUCACGGUGCAUUCGAACGCAACCCUGCAUCACAAUGCACAUUCAACCAACCUCCCUGCCACGCCCCAUCAUCCCAUUUUACCAUUUUCAAUUUGGUACGCCAAAUUUCAAUCACUAUUUUAAUGAAAUGUGAGGUUUACAAGAACAACAAUGAACAAUCGAAGAAAUUCCUACGACAUUAGGUGAGGAAAAGCGGUAAUCAAAGAUGUAAGCAGCAUCAUAAAACAACUCGUCCCUGCACUUAAAAGCUGGGAUGCCAUCAUUUAUGUUUGUGAAGAUCGAAACAUAACGAUAGGUUAAUAUGAGCAGCAGUUAUUUUCUAUACAAAAACAACAUUAAUCUGCAUUAAUAGGAUAUUUGAUUUAUGAAUAUGCAUUUUUCUAAAGGUCACUAUUCUGGUAAAGUUAGGACGACAUGCAAAGAAGUAUCCUGGAACGCGUUCAAGGUAUACACACGCGUAAAAUGUAUUAGAUAUCGAAUUCUUUGAUUAAAUCAUUGAGCACAGGAGGAAGCAGAUUGAACGAUUGUUCGUUAUUUUAAUUCUAGUGAGAUAGUAGCAGUGGAACGCAGGUGGCACCUAUAAGGACAUUGAGCCAGCUAUAGGCGGUUCCUAGAUGAAGGUUCGUUGCAAAACCACCCACCCUUAAAACCCAUUCCUAUGGCCCCGGUUCAUGCAUAAGUAUAUGAUACGUGUACAUCUACAUGUUAAAGCCUUCACAUGUCACAAGUGUUGAUCCAUCUUAAAUGUAAAAAUUAACCUAUUGGUCGCGAUUGAAUACUUUUUCAAUUUUUUUCUUCUCAUAGUUCUUAUCUAUUACUUCAAUGGCAAAUUCUCUACCUAUGUUUAUCUUAAUGUUUAUCAUUUAGUUUAGUUUGUUUAGAAAUUCUCAUUGAGCAUUGGAAUUCAAAAUAAAUAAAAUAAAAUUUUGAUUUCGAAGACUUUUAGGCUGCAUACAUGUAUUUCGUGCUCUGGCGAGAAACGAAUGGCCAGGUACAUCCACAUUACUGUGUUUAAUUUAGUCUAAUAAAUGUUUGGCGAGAAACGAAUAGCCAGGUACAUCCACAUGACUGUGUUUAAUUUAGUCUAAUAAAUGUUUCGAUAUGAAUAAAUGUACGAACAUGUAACACUGUA